Messenger RNA from Nannospalax galili (Upper Galilee mountains blind mole rat), 3303 nucleotides. RefSeq names its product ral guanine nucleotide dissociation stimulator (gene Ralgds). The record is from RefSeq and is a predicted model, not a curated record. Bases 18 to 2771 code for a protein of 917 amino acids. The transcript has 18 exons. Gene Ontology annotation, molecular function: guanyl-nucleotide exchange factor activity. Gene Ontology annotation, biological process: Ras protein signal transduction; positive regulation of GTPase activity. Gene Ontology annotation, cellular component: plasma membrane. NCBI's taxonomy places the organism in Eukaryota, Metazoa, Chordata, Mammalia, Rodentia, Spalacidae.
GCCGCCGCGAGCCAUCGAUGGUACAGCGCAUGUGGGCCGAGACGGCCGGGCCCGCGGGGGGCGCCGAGCCGCUAUUUCCCGGCUCCCGGCGGAGCCGCAGCGUGUGGGACGCGGUGCGGCUGGAAGUGGGCGUCGCCGACAGCUGUCCGGUGGUGCUGCACAGCUUCACGCAGCUCGACCCGGACCUGCCCCGCCUGGAGAGCUCUACACAGGAGAUCGGCGAGGAGCUGAUCAACGGGGUCAUCUAUUCCAUCUCUCUGCGCAAGGUUCAGCUGCACCAGGGAGCCACCAAGGGCCAGCGCUGGCUGGGGUGUGAGAACGAGUCGGCCCUGAACCUCUAUGAGACCUGCAAGGUGCGCACAGUGAAGGCUGGUACCCUGGAGAAGCUGGUGGAGCACCUGGUGCCGGCCUUCCAGGGCAGCGACCUCUCCUACGUCACUGUUUUUCUGUGCACCUACAGAGCCUUCACUACCACUCAGCAGGUGCUGGAUCUGCUAUUCAAAAGGUACGGUAGAUGUGAUGCCCUCACGGCCUCCUCUAGAUAUGGCUGCAUCCUUCCGUACUCCAGUGAGGAUGGUGGACCACAGGACCAACUCAAAAAUGCCAUCUCUUCUAUCUUGGGCACCUGGCUGGACCAGUACUCGGAGGAUUUCUGUCAACCUCCAGACUUCCCCUGCCUCAAGCAGCUGGUGGCUUAUGUGCAACUCAACAUGCCUGGCUCAGACCUGGAGCGCCGUGCCCACCUUCUCCUGGCCCAGCUGGAGGACCUGGAGCCCAGUGAGGCUGAAUCUGAGGCUCUGUUACCGGCUCCAGUGCUAACUCUAAAACCAGCUUCAGAGCUAGAGCCAGUUCCGACGCCGCUUCUGGAGCCCAGCCCAGUGGCGGCCCCAGCACCAGCCUCCGAGCUCCAUCCAGCUCCCACAGUGCCAUUGGUGCCCAGCCUGGUGGCGAUACCAGCCUCCGAGCUCCGGCCAGCCCCAGUACCUGCUCAGAAGCAAGAGCCAGCACUGCCUCUAGAGCCUGAGCCAUCCCCAGCACCCGCUCCAGAGCUAGAGCCAGCUCUCUCACAGACCCUGGAGCUCGAGCCAGCCACAGCACUGACUCCUGCACUUCUAGAACCUUCCUGGCCUUUACCAGAGGCUGCAGAGAAUGGACUGGAGAAGCCUCAUCUGCUGCUGUUCCCUCCCGACCUGGUGGCUGAGCAGUUCACGCUGAUGGACGCAGAGCUAUUCAAGAAGGUGGUGCCCUAUCACUGCCUGGGCUCCAUCUGGUCACAGCGAGACAAGAAGGGCAAGGAGCACCUCGCACCCACCAUCCGUGCCACGGUCACCCAGUUCAACAACGUGGCCAACUGCGUCAUUACCACCUGCCUUGGGGACCAGAGCACAAAGGCCCCAGACAGGGCCCGGGUGGUGGAGCACUGGAUCGAGGUGGCCAGGGAGUGCAGAAUCCUGAAGAAUUUCUCCUCCCUCUACGCCAUCCUCUCUGCUCUACAGAGCAACGCCAUCCACCGUCUGAAGAAGACGUGGGAAGAGGUGUCCAGGGACAGCUUUCGAAUAUUCCAGAAACUGUCAGAGAUAUUCUCAGAUGACAACAACUACUCCUUGAGCAGAGAACUGCUCAUCAAGGAGGGUACCUCUAAGUUUGCCACUCUGGAGAUGAACCCCAGGAGAGCCCAGAGGCGGCCGAAGGAGACGGGUGUCAUCCAGGGCACUGUCCCCUACCUGGGCACAUUCCUCACUGAUCUGGUGAUGCUGGACACUGCCAUGAAGGAUUAUUUGUAUGGGAGACUGAUCAACUUUGAGAAGAGAAGAAAGGAAUUCGAGGUGAUUGCCCAGAUCAAGCUCCUGCAGUCGGCCUGCAACAAUUACAGCAUCACCCCUGAGGAGCAAUUCAGAGCCUGGUUCCGGGCCAUGGAGCGACUCAGUGAGGCUGAGAGCUACAACCUGUCAUGCGAGCUGGAGCCCCCGUCCGAGUCAGCCAGCAACACCCUCAAGACCAAGAAGAGCACAGCUAUUGUUAAGCGCUGGAGCGACCGCCAGGCCCCCAGCACAGAACUCAGUACCAGCGGCAGUGCCCACUCCAAGUCCUGUGACCAGCUCCGGUGUGGCCCCUACCUCGGCAGUGGGGACAUCACUGAUGCACUCAGCGUGCACUCGGCCGGUUCUUCCAGCUCUGAUGUGGAGGAGAUCAACAUGAGCUUUGUCCCAGAGUCUCCUGAUGGCCAGGAGAAGAAGUUCUGGGAGUCGGCCUCCCAGUCAUCCCCAGAGACCUCUGGCAUCAGCUCAGCCUCCAGCAGCACCUCCUCCUCAUCAGCCUCCACCACGCCCGUGGCCACUACACGCACCCACAAGCGCUCUGUCUCAGGGGUCUGCGGCUACAGCUCCUCGCUGCCGCUCUACAACCAGCAGGUGGGCGACUGCUGCAUCAUCCGGGUCAGCCUGGACGUGGACAAUGGCAACAUGUACAAGAGCAUCCUGGUGACCAGUCAGGACAAGGCCCCAACUGUCAUCCGAAAGGCCCUGGACAAACACAACCUGGAUGAGGAUGAGCCAGAGGGCUACGAGCUGGUGCAGGUCAUCUCAGAAGAUCGCAAGCUGAAGAUCCCUGAAAACGCCAAUGUGUUCUACGCCAUGAACUCGACCGCCAACUAUGACUUUGUCCUGAAGAAGCGGACCUUCACCAAGGGGGCGAAGGUCAAGCAUGGAGCCAGCUCCACCCUCCCUCGCAUGAAGCAGAAAGGGUUCAAGAUCACCAAGGGCAUCUUCUAAGGACACCUCCCAGGGUCUGGCUGACCUCAGGCUAAGCACUUAGAGACUAGAGUGGCCCAGGCCGCACAGGUACCUCCACCCACCUGCCAGCCCAGGCCACCUCCAGAUCCAAUUUCACCACAGACCUGUCCUGCUGCCGGGAUUGACACCUGCCAUUGACAGGCUGACCUGGCUUCUGGGGACCACUUGCCGCCUUAGGUGCCUUCUGCUCUCUGGAACCAGAGGACUAGCUGACUUUUGCCAAGGAGUGCUGCCAACUGGGCAUGGUACCCUGCCUGCCCCUGGGCACUGCCCUCCACACACUUCCCUGACACCUCCCCAGGUGCAGGUCACUGCCACCCAUGCCCGAGAGCGCUCCAGGGCACUCACUCAGCUAGCGGGGCCGAUCGCUCACUGCAGUUCUCUCCUUGUGCCCAUGGGCACUGGACUGGGACCUUCACUGGGGUCCUGGCCCUCCUCCAGCGCUCUAGCCUGUGUCAGGCUGCACCAAAGAUUCCACCUUCAGGGCCAGCAGAAUGAGGGGUGAGCCUAC